Messenger RNA from Tuber melanosporum (Perigord truffle), 2002 nucleotides. RefSeq lists its product as uncharacterized. Lineage: Eukaryota; Fungi; Ascomycota; Pezizomycetes; Pezizales; Tuberaceae. Gene Ontology annotation, cellular component: nucleus; Rab-protein geranylgeranyltransferase complex; cytosol. Gene Ontology annotation, molecular function: GDP-dissociation inhibitor activity. The record is from RefSeq and is a predicted model, not a curated record. Bases 1 to 1719 code for a protein of 572 amino acids. Gene Ontology annotation, biological process: small GTPase-mediated signal transduction; vesicle-mediated transport; protein geranylgeranylation. The transcript is spliced from 4 exons.
AUGAACGACUUUUCUGACAUCCCACCUCUCCCUUUGGCAGACUGGGACGUAUUAAUUUCUGGGACCGGAGUCAAACAGUCUCUCCUUGCAGUAGCACUUUGCCGCGCUGGGAAAACCGUCCUACAACUCGACAAGAAUUCUCACUAUGGCGGUAGCGCUGCAGCCUUCUACUCGCUCUCCGAGGCGGAUGCGUGGGCAGCGAGAGUAAAUAGUGGAGACGAGGUCGGCAUAACAAAUGCUGUUGUCGUUUCAAAUGUUGGAGAGGGGGUUGGUGGUGGUAACGGGAGGGGGUAUACACUUUCUUUAGCGCCGCAUUUGAUUUACUGGCACAGCAGCGUUUUGGAAAUGCUACGGAGGGCGGACUUAACAGACGGGUUUUCCUGGUAUGCGGUUGGGAGUUGGUGGGUGUGCUUGACAGAUGAGGAAGUUGCGGUUCCGGCGGUGGCGACUGGGACAGGCGGUGUGGUUGGGCUCGCGGAGAUUGGGGUCAAGGCCGCGAAGCUCGCGUCUAUGACCGGGAAGAAGAGGGCUGGGUGGAACAAGGGGCGGAAGAAGAAGCCAGCUGCUAAGACCGCUCUGGAGGGAGGAGAGGCAGCGGUGGGAGGAAUGACGGCUCAAGGGAACGGCGAAUCUCCUCUGCGGAAGGUCGAUAAUUUUCGGGAGGUCCCUUGCACGUACGAGGACGUAGCUUGGAGCAAAGACCUAACGGACAAAGACCGGGGACAACUCGGCGAAUUUCUGCGCUUUGUGGUGAAAUAUAAUGAUCCUACCGACCAAAAGUUUACCCAGAUUUUCGAAGAAAAUCGCCAAACAUCGCUCCAGACCUUCCUCUCCACAACCUUUCCAAUACCCCCAUUUAUCACAACCUCCAUCUCCUCACUAACCCUCUUCCCAUCCGCACCCUCUGACAUCACCCUCGAGCAAGCCCUCCCCCGCCUCGCGGCACACUUCACAUCCCUAGGCAAAAUCCCAGACGUGCGCUCAUCCGCGGCACUCACAAUCGCAUACGGCGGUUCCGCCGAGCUCUGCCAGGUUCUAUCCCGUGCGGCCGCCAUAGCCGGAGGAAUCAAUGUUCUCGGCCGAGGCGUCAAGUCGCUGUGCUCCAAUGAAACGGGCGAUGGAAAUCGGAAAUUAGAAGCGCAUCUAGAAAGCGGCGAGACUGUAUAUGCUGACUGGGUCAUUGGUGAAGCUAGUGAUCUGGCAAAGGAGGUUAAAACAUCGGGUGGAAAAUCGGUAUCUAGGGGGAUUUAUGUCAUCGAAACUGAGAUAAGCUGGCUGUUCGAGCAGAAGUACAAAGACGAGAAUAUUACCCCCGCCGCGGCGGUUGCAGUUGUCCCUGGGGAUGAUGAGAGGGCUCCUGUUUAUGUCAUUGCGAGAUCCGGUGUGACGGGAGAGUGUCCCAGGGGUCAAUGUUUAUUCCACGCGGUCACCGAAUCAUCGUACGAAGACAUGAACGCUGCUAUCGAUAAAAUCCUACAAACGUGCUCGCCCCUGUCGGGGGUGCUAUACUCACUCCAGUACACCGUUGCUGCCCCCAGCCCGGAGAUAGGCGCCGAAGAUGGCGCUGUGAUAUUAGAUCCAUUAACUCAGGAUAUAGCCCUUCAGGGAAGUGUGCUGGAAGAGUGCUUGAAGAUCUACGAGGAGAUUAUGGGAACUCGGGAAGGGUUUAUGGAUGUUUCGGAGGAAGUUCGGAGGAUGAAGGAGGAUAUGGAGGAAUAAGAUACUCUGUUUCUUUUAUCCGUGAGGUAUUUGCGGUGGGUUGGGUUUAUUGUAGAAAGGGGUUUGAGAAUAACUCUUUUUUUUGGUGUAUUAUAAUUGGGAGAGACAGGUGCUGCCCGAGUAGAGCCCCGAGCACAUCUUUGUCGACAGAAUCAUAGGGAGAUCCUAGGGGUGGCUCGUCUUGAUCAGCGGAGAGGAGAAUGCAUUGGGCUAGACUCAAUUGGAUUCCUGAGCCAAUUCCCCCCCAAAUUGCCCAAUCAGCAAAUAACACAUUCACAACUAA